CAACACCCUUUCACUCAGUCUCACUGCUCUAGUUACGCGUCAAGGCUCUCCAUGCGCGUGCUUUGCGUAGCGGAGAAACCUUCCAUUGCAAAAUCUAUCACUCAAAUCUUGUCGGGGAACCAAUUCCAAACUCGGAACUCGAGCAUUGGGUAUAUAAAGAACUACGACUUUGACUAUAACUACACGCGGGCACAGUAUACAGUUACAGCCGUCGCGGGCCACUUGAUUGCUCACGACUUCCCUGACCGUUACCGUGGCUGGUCUUCUUGUGACCCUCUCACCCUUUUCGACGCACCAGUCGUGACCAAGACGAAUGGCAAGGAUGGAGAGCACAUCGAAAAGAACCUUAGGAAUGAAGCAAGACGUGCAGAUAUGCUUAUGAUUUGGACCGACUGUGAUAGAGAGGGGGAGCACAUUGGCGCUGAAAUCCGGACGAUAUGUCGGAAGGCUAAACCGAACAUUGUCGUCAAGCGGGCCCGUUUUAGCGCAAUUAUUGCUCAACAAAUACAUAACGCUGCACAACACCCAGUCGACUUGGAUCAAGCUCAAGCAGAUGCUGUCGAAGCUCGUAUCUUGCUUGAUCUUCGUAUCGGUGCUGCUUUUACGCGCAUGCAAACCCUCACGCUUAAACCUGGUGUUCCUCAAAUACCCGAGAAAGCCAUUGUGUCUUACGGACCAUGCCAGUUUCCAACCCUUGGAUUCGUUGUUCAACGAUUUCUUCAAGUGAAAAACUUCGUGCCUGAGCCCUUUUGGUACAUCUUUCUGUCUCUUUCGCGUCCCGAUGCCUCACAAGGUGGCAAUGUCGUGACUGAAUUUAAAUGGAGGAGAGGGCACCUCUUCGACCAAGACGUUUCGACCGCUAUAUAUGAACAUGUCGCCGAUAAUCGACGAGCCAAAGUCACCAAAGUUCAAGAGAAAGACACUAAGAAAUGGAAGCCUCUGCCACUCACAACGGUCGAACUUCAGAAAGCUGGAUCCAGGCUUCUCAAGAUGACACCUAAACGCGUUCUUGAGGUUGCGGAAAAACUUUACCAGCGCGGUCUUCUCUCGUAUCCUCGCACAGAAACCGACCAAUACGAUCCGGCCUUCGACUUCAUGACUCUUAUUGAAAAACAAGAGCAGGAUGGGCAAUGGGGUAAUUUUGCAACCAGGCACGCAAAGCUUUUUCAUCUCUACUGGGGUUUCAAUACUCCCCGCAAGGGCAAGAAGAAUGAUCAGGCCCAUCCUCCCAUCCAUCCCACAGGCUAUGCCGCUAACUUGGAAGGGGAAGAAAAGCGGGUGUUUGAGUUUGUGACCCGUCGCUUUCUUGCCUGCUGUUCCAAGGAUGCAGAAGGCUCUCUGACAACGGUUGAGGUUAUCUGCGGCGGCGAAGAAUUUUUCGCAACUGGCUUGGUCGUCCACCAGAAAAACUAUUUAUUGGUGUACACCUACGAAAAGUGGACUGGCAAUCAGGUUCCGGACUUCGCCGAGGGUGAAGAGUUCCAGCCGUCCGUUUUGGAGCUUCGUCAAGGCAGUACUACCUCACCGAAGUAUCUGACUGAAGCGGAUUUGGUUACGCUUAUGGACAAAAAUGGCAUUGGCACCGACGCGACUAUUGCCCAACACAUCGACACGAUCAUUAACCGUGAAUACGUGAUUGAGAAGGCAGAAGGUGGCACGAAAUAUCUCCUACCAUCGACACUUGGUAUUGGUCUCGUUGAGGGCUACAAUGAUCUUGGCCUUGAACAGAGUCUGAGCAAACCACAACUUCGUCGCGAGACAGAACGUAGCAUGGUGCAAAUCUGCAAUGGUGUCAAGACGAAGGACGUGAUGCUCCAAGAAAGUAUCGAUCAAUACCGUGCGAUGUUCAUCUCGACCAGAGGACAGUUCAAUCGUGUGACUGCAUGCGUUCGGCGGUAUCUCGGUGGCAACAACAAUGGGGCACGUGGUGGCAAUGAGGGUGGAGGUGGGGGUGGUGGCAAUGGGGCUGGAGGUGGGGGUGGUGGCAAUGGGGCUGGAGGUGGAGGCGGAGACGUGGUGGCCCAGGUCGUGGGAGGGGGGGAAGAGCUGCACCUGUUUCCCGCCAUCGUACUCCGUCACCUUUUGAUCCCGAUGACGAACAAGACUUUCAUGGCGGACCACCACCUGCUCCUCAACCAACAAGCCUCUGCAGUAAACCAUGAUCCGACGAUCCCUCAAUGCAAAUGUCAUGCCCCAGCGAUAACGCUUACGGUCGUGAAAGAAGUUGAAACCAAAGGCAGAAAGUUUUGGAGUUGUGGGGCCGGAAAGAACUGCGGCUUCUUCCAAUGGGUUGAGGAGAGUACGAAUGUACCACAGAAACGCACUUUCUCACAGGCUGGUCUUCAUAGCGACAAGAACCUUCAAAAGAUCGUCAGUGCAGAUGCGGAAAUCCUGCUGUCCAAAGAACAGUACAAAAGGAAAGCCAGAACAAAGGUCGACAGUUCUGGAAAUGCGCUAAACCUCAAGGCUCCGAGUGUAACUUCUUCGAGUGGGACGAUGAGCCUCCAAGAAGUGUUGCUGGACCUUCCUCACAAGCAGCAUCCGGGAGUGGAUCUGCCACCGAAUGCUUCAAAUGCAAGGAGAUUGGCCAUUGGGCUGCUGAUUGUCCUGCCACACGCGGCAACAAGUACAAUGCUCCAACGGGACCUUGCUAUCGGUGCAACCAGGAAGGGCAUAUCUCUAACGACUGUCCCAGUGGCGGCGAAGCCAAGAGAUCCAAGUCAACAACGUCCACUGCCAACGGUUCAUGUUUUACAUGUGGAGAGCAAGGGCAUUAUUCAAGCAACUGCCCCAACGGUGGCAGAUCAAAAAGCAAUGCCAAGUGCUUUAGCUGUGGAGAAGAAGGACAUUACUCCUCGGACCUUCAAAGACUCGAGGUGGUGGGAGGAGUAA
Molecule: messenger RNA, 2892 nt
Organism: Mycena indigotica
Lineage: Eukaryota; Fungi; Basidiomycota; Agaricomycetes; Agaricales; Mycenaceae
Product: DNA topoisomerase
Exons: 18
Coding region: 52-2892 (946 amino acids)
Biological process (GO): DNA topological change
Cellular component (GO): nucleus
Molecular function (GO): zinc ion binding; DNA topoisomerase type I (single strand cut, ATP-independent) activity; DNA binding
Source: RefSeq, a predicted model, not a curated record